UUAAGGAAAAAAGUUAAACUUCUUUAAUACUCGUCACUUGGUUUUGCAAGAGCAGAGUGCAAAGCAGAGGCAGCAGAAGAGAAGCAUCACAUUCACAAUGGUUCCUUCCAUGACCAUUACCGUAUUUUCAUUAGCUCUCUUUCUUGUUCAAACUUCGCUUCCAGUUUCAGCUGAAUCAAUCGAUCAAUUCAACUCUCAGAUCAACCAAAUCAACCUCAAAAUCGCUCACUUAGAAUCGGUUCUUGAACAAACAAAUAAAAAGCUAACAGAAAGGGAUUUGUAUCUUCAGGAGUUUGAAAACCGAAUCAAUCACAUAUCUGACAAAAUUCAUCAUCUGCACUCUACUCUUUCUUCGAUCAAGGAUGAUUCAUUGCAUGCCGAGACACGCAUUAAAGCUCUGGAUGAAGAGGUACAACUUCUUUGGGAUGCCUUGAGAAAGAACAACUUUGAUCUCCAUAUCUUAAAAUCUAAAGCGGAAGAUAAUGAAAAGAGUCUGGAAGAGGUUACUUCAAGAGUUGAAAAGAUGAGUGGCAUUGUGACUGAACAGUGGAUUCAAGUUCAGCAUCUUGAGCAGGCUCUUCACAUUGCCAAAAUGAGGGCUCUAAAGGCUCAAUGGCAAGUGAGCUUAAGAAGAUGCACAUUCUUGAAGUUUAUCAACAACAUCUAUCAUGAUCUUCGGGCAGUGGAAUCGUUUGUAUUUGGUGAAAGGCCUAUAGUAGGGUCAUUCAUCUCAAAGGCUUUGGACUACUUCAAGAGAUGCUGUUCAAUGACCAAAAAGUAUCACCAUCAGCUUCAAGGUUCGGUAAAAGAUCUGAUGAAGAGAAAUGAAUUGACUGCAUCUCUUGCAAAUGAUGAAUUAGUUUUCUUCCUGGUAUCUGCUUUAAUUACCUUUCCAUUAAUGAGUGCCUGGAUGUUGCUUUCAUCAUAAACCAUAAUUGCUGGGCAGACAAGAUUUUUUUUCCGAACAGGAAAUUGUCUUCAUACUGCUAUAUAGUGUCUGACAUCUGCAACUCUCUUCCGACGUUCAUGCUUGAAGAACAUGUGAUAGUUUUCUCACUUCUCAAUGAUGGUGGAGAAAUGUAGUUUCCAUCUUGUAUGGUAGCAGUAACUUGAGAAUAGUUCUUAGUGUUAUCAUUUUGAAGAAUGUUAAUAUCAAUCAUAUUGUCAUGGAUUCAAACUUACGUCUGUGUAUAUCUCAACUUGAAAGAUCCUAAAUAACAUGCUACCAGGCCUUAGCACCAA
This is a messenger RNA of Medicago truncatula (barrel medic), 1242 nucleotides long. RefSeq lists its product as uncharacterized. The transcript has 9 exons. Lineage: Eukaryota; Viridiplantae; Streptophyta; Magnoliopsida; Fabales; Fabaceae. The coding region runs from base 98 to 928 and encodes 276 amino acids. The record is from RefSeq and is a predicted model, not a curated record.